AUGAAUAUUUUAAGAUUUAGCUCAACUGUUAGAAGGUUCUGUACUAAUAUAAGUACAGCUAAUGUAGUAGAAGUACCUCAUUUGCCAGUAAUGGCCAGUGAAGUCUUAGAAUACCUUAAACCAAAGAAAGAUGAAGUAAUAUUAGACAUGACUUUUGGCAGUGGUGGUCACUCAAGGAAAAUUCUUAACUUAGAGCCAACAGUUAAAAUUCUUGCUGUAGAUAGAGAUCCAUUGGCUUUUUCUUAUGCUCAGCAACUAGCAGAAGAAUUUCCAAACAGGGUCAUACCACUUCUGGGCAAAUUUUCUGAGAUUCCAAAAUUGCUGAACCAAAAUGGAUUUAAUAAGGGGUCAUUAGAUAGCAUAUUGUUUGAUUUUGGUUGUUCUUCAAUGCAAUUUGAUAUAGCAGAAAGGGGAUUUUCAAUAUUGAAAAAUGGACCAUUGGAUAUGAGAAUGGAUGGGAAUAGAGAUCCUGGAGUUCCUACAGCAGCAGACGUCCUUUCCAACUGCACAGAAGAAGAUCUAUAUAAAAUAAUAAAAUAUUAUGGAGAAGAAAGGCAAGCGCGCAAAAUCGCCAGAACAAUAAUCGAAUCACGCUAUCUCUUUAAAAAACUAACAACAACAGAGGAACUCGCAGAUUUAGUAGAAAGUGUAAUAGAAAAAGAUGGCAAAAUAGAUGAAAAAACGCAUAAGAAAAAGCAUGUUGCCACUAAAACUUUUCAAGCACUAAGGAUCUUCGUAAAUAACGAACUGAAUGAAAUUAACUAUGGUUUACUUCUAGCACAUCACUACUUAAAAAUUGGUGGCAAAUUGGUGACAAUCACCUUCCACUCUUUAGAAGAUACAAUAGUGAAAAGACAUAUAUCGGGAAAUAUGGUGGAAAACUGCGCGAAUCCUUUACCGUUGAAGUUCAGUAGUCACAAUUAUAAUGCCAACGUAGAUGAAGUUAAUAAGAUAAUGGAAAGCAAGUGGAAAAUGCUGCAUAAACAUGUGAUAGUGCCCACUGAUGAGGAAGUGGAAAAUAAUAGUAGGAGCAGGUCUGCUAAGCUGAGAGCUGCUAUUAAGGUUAGGUAGGAGAAUAAAUUGUUUAGAAUUUA
Anthonomus grandis grandis is the source of this 1094-nucleotide messenger RNA. Its product is annotated as probable methyltransferase-like protein 15 homolog. Bases 1 to 1071 code for a protein of 356 amino acids. NCBI's taxonomy places the organism in Eukaryota, Metazoa, Arthropoda, Insecta, Coleoptera, Curculionidae. The transcript has 2 exons. The record is from RefSeq and is a predicted model, not a curated record. Gene Ontology annotation, molecular function: rRNA (cytosine-N4-)-methyltransferase activity. Gene Ontology annotation, biological process: rRNA base methylation.